AUAUGCAUGCGACUGUGACGACGGUUAUACUGCGAAUGCCAACAAAACAGCGUGUCUCGAUAUUGACGAGUGUUCUAUCAGCAAUGGCGGAUGUCAACAAAUUUGUCAUAAUCUGCCUGGCAGUUCUAGGUGUGGUUGUAAAACUGGGUUUGAAGCGCGACCUAAAGGGUAAGUAUAGAUUAUUAGAUGAGAUUACUUUUGUUAUGACAUUAUAGUUUAUACAUAUUCUGAACACUUUCCAGAAAUUAUAUUGCACCAUUGUGCAGGCAAAAGUAACGUAGUAACAGUCAGGUUUUGUUCAACCCGGAAUAACACAUCUGACAUUACCCUUGCGUUCUGGCUUGCUAAAAUGAAUGCCCUUAUAUAUGGUAAAGGAUGAGAAUUGGUGACUCAUCGACUCUCGUCAACUACUUUGAGCUGGUUCAAAUGAGAAUUGAUGGGAGUUGAUGAGAGUUUUCUCACUCAACCUUAGAAUUCACUUUAACAAUCAUCACGAAUUCUUGACAACUUUAUAGCGCGCCACGUAAUCACCUAUCGAAAAUUACGAGUAAACUAGAUAAAUGUGAAGUGCACUAUUGCGACUAAAACAAACUAUUUUUACUCCAGAUCCAAAUCUUGUAAUGAUAUCGAUGAAUGCGCUCGCAAUGGUGGAAGAGGACCAUGUGCAUAUAACUGUAUAAACACACAAGGGUCAUACGAAUGUAGGUGUCAAUCAGGGUUUAAAUUGGGCAACGAUGGUCACUCUUGUGUUGAUAUCAAUGAAUGUCAAAAUAAACCGUGUAAACAAGUCUGUGUCAACACAAAUGGAGGGUAAGUCAAUUUUGUAAAAUAUUGGUUGGAACACAUAUACAGGUUAUCACUGAUGGUAGAUGGUAUCAAAAAUUAUGCAAAUGCGGUCAGUGGCGUAACGGAGGAAGAGGGGGCCCUUAGGCAUAUUUGGUGUGCCCGGGGCCCCUGUUGACUGUUGUCAUUGUUUGACUGAGAUAUUAUAUGUUUAUAUUGAAUAUUUAUAGAAUGUCCUGGGAAAUUCCGUGUCUAUAACAAAUAAAACAAUAACAGUCUCCAACACAUGCAACAACUAAUAAGAAUAACUUUUGUUUUAAUUGUUUUUGUUUGUGGAAACACCACGUAAAUUUAUUACUGCAAAAGAACUUAUUAACUUACUUACUUACUUACUAUUAAAGAACUUAUUAUACUACUUACUAUACUACUAUUAUACUAUUAUACUACUAUUACUAGAACUUAUUAUACUACUUAUUAUACUACAUACAUUACUUACUUAUUAUUAAAGAACUUAUUUAUUACUUCAAAGAACUUAUUAACUUUUGUUUUAUUUGUGAUGGAAUAAAAAAUCAGCUACCGUUGUCGAUGGAGGCUUUUUAAUUAGCAUUAUUAAUUUUGCAUUUUCCCAUUGAUUCUUAACCUGCAUUUUUUACGUUUUCUAAUUUUCUCGGCGAUAGGCCGUGGCUGAUGGGGCCCCCUAACUGUCGGGGGCCCCUAGUUUUGGAACUAACCCUACCCAAUGAGCGCUACGCCACUGAAUGCGGUUCUAGCUAAUCUAUGAAUUUGCACAAAGAUCAAAUUACAUUUACGACCCCUACAUGGUGCAUAGAAAAAAGUAGACAAUUUUGAAACAGCUCUCAAAUUCACAAAUCCGUUCAUUUCAUGAAAUUUGUGAUAAGUAAAUUUUAAAAGUUUAAAACGCAUUUUGAGUUGAUGGGCGAGACAUUUGUUGUGUUUUAUCAAUGGUCCAAAUAUCAGAAAAUUUACUCAAUACUCAGUGCUGAAACUUUCAUUUCUUGGCGCCAAUGCCUAUCAUGCAUGCUUAAUUCAUGCAUUUACCUAAUUUGCAUAUUCUUUGCUUGCACAUGACGUCACUACGAGUCAUUAGGCGCCAUCUUGGUUGAUUUUAAACUUUCGUUAAGCCGUUUACAGCGAAGUAGUUGAGUUUAAUUUAACAUUUUCUGUAAAACAUAUUACUGUAUUAUGGAUAGUUUACGGUCUUUGGCUCAAUACGACAAAGAAUGAAGAAUAUAUAUGAUUUUUAAAGUUGCCACGUGUCAAUAUAUAUGAAUUUUAUAGGGCGUCGAUUGCAAACGAGCAAUUGUUAUUUUACUUUUUUUACAAAAUUUAUCUUUAUUUGUGAAAUUGAGAGCUGUUUCAAAAUUGUCUACUUUUUUAUACACCCUGUAUUACCAGAGGCCUCUUCUAAGGAGACACAUCUUUUCAGUGGGCUAUCUUUAAAAUAGGGAACGGGGAAUGGGAAGCAAAUGACAGGGGAAUCGACGGGGAAUGAGCCCGCAUGAAUGGCCUGGAAUAGGCUCAUAUUGGGCGUAAAGAACCUCAACAGUUAGCCUAGAGGUUCGACUGUAUAAACACUCUCAUUCAAUGGUAAGAAACACAAAGAACCUUUGUUUAACAACCAGGCAGAAUAUAAGAAAUUAAUCCACCAAAACAACGCACUGGACGGAUUGCUAGAUAAAAACAGAGCGACGUAUAAUAGCAAAGUAACAAGUGAUACAAGUCAAUACGUGAAGUGAGCGAAGAACUCUUCGUAGCUCCGUCUCAAGACCAUAAUACUACACAUGCACUAUCUAUUUGAUAACAUUACAUCCUCUAUAUUUUAAAUCGUGUUUUUCUGUAAUUUCAGAUAUUACUGUGAUUGUAAUACAGGUUACUACCUAGCCAAAGAUGGAACGACAUGCGGUGAUACAAUUGAUUAUUCAGGUGGGUUAGAACCGAAUAUUUUUUGAAUAGACCUUACCGAUGAUUCAGCUCUUUUACCCAAUGCCCGCAAUGGCCUCGUUUCCAUGUUAAUUUAUUUUAGCAUUUCAGGGGCAGAUAAAGAUUAUAUUUCCAUGUUUUCCUGGACGAAUUUGUUUCUUGCUGUUCUUAGGCUCAAUAACAAAGUAAUUUUCAACCUUACUAAGCACAAAACAUGAGUAAGUAUUUGACAUGAAAACGAGGCCAGUGGAUAAAAGAGAAUAAUCGGUAAUGUCUAUUGAAAUCGUCUAUUCGGUCUAUUCUUGGUCUCCCGAAAAUGCUAUCUCUAUUUUAAAAAUCCAUAACAUUGCUUAAAAUGAGCUUUUUCAUCUGCAAUAUAUACUACAGUACAUGAAGUACUUGCGUAUACCAUUAUAGUACCUAUAGUACCAGCUCUUCCAUUAUAGACUUAUAGUACCUAUACAUGGGUGAUUGUAUAUGAUUGAUUGUAUGUAUUAUUGUAUGUAUAAUUGUAUGUAUGAUUGAUUGUAUGGGUGAUUGUAUGAUUGAUUGUAUGGGUGAUUGUGUGAUUGAUUGUGUGAUUGAUUGUAUGAUUGACUGUAUGAUUGAUAGUAUGAUUGAUAGUAUGAUUGUGCGAUUGGGAAGUGGUCUUGAUAUGACGUCAGUCAAUUCGCGGUGUGGCCGAUAACCCUGCUAGGGAGUCUGGGAGCAUGCACGGAAAUGGCACGGCCCCCAGAACUUUCGACCAAUUUCCUGAAGAAUUUUGUUCAAAAUGAUCACAUGUAUCGACUGGUGGUAGGCAGCUACUGUAACUGACAUUAGUAGAGAUUCAUUUUUAUUAUGGUCUUGAAGAUAUUCAAGCAACAAUUUGAUAAGUUUUCACAAAAUUCACUCGUUUUCAUGUGUUUUUUUCACACUGUAUAUAAAGAUUUAUAGAAAUAAGAACAAAGAGAGUUGGUAUUGGGAAGUACUUCAUGUAUCUAAUAUGUCCAUUAAGUUUGUAAGCUAUGAGCUUAUACACAAAUAUGCCAAGCUUAUACAGCAUACACUAAGCUCACAAGACUAUUAACUAAACCUUUACACUUUCUCGUUGUUAUGAAAUAACGUGAACCUAAAAUUCGUUUCAGAAUGUGGUGUUAUCAAUAAUAGGAUUGAAGGAACACAAAAUUGGAAAGAUGCCAACAAAAAUAAAUGGCCAUGGGUUGUUCAUUUUGCCACGAUUAUGCAGAGCUGGUUUGAUUAUGAAAGUGAAAAUUUGGGCGUUCUGGGUGUUAUUCUUAGCAACAAGUGGGUACUAACAGCAGGUCAUUCACUUGAAAAAGAUGGCUUUUACAGAGUUUAUACAAACGAUGACAAUUCAGCCGAAGUGGCCGAGAUAAUUCAGUAUUCUUCUUGUAAGCCAAAGAAAACAGAGUGCAAAAAUGACAUCGCCCUUGUCAAGUUAACAAACCCGAUUACAUUUGCUGAGAAUGUUCGACCCAUAUGCAUUCCAGAUCUGGCAAAGCAACAAAGCUUUUUACAAAAUCGAAGUGAGCCAGCCAUGAUCCUGACUAAACUUGGUGGAAAUGGUUUGCAGAAGAGAUCUGUCCGAGUCCAUAGGGCAAAAGAUUGCAAACGCUAUAGCUUCUCCCAUCACAUGAUAUGUGCCGGUGGGUUACGAGGUGCUUGUGCAGGUGAUAGUGGAUCACCACUAGUGUUCUCCAGAAAAGAGUACAAUAAGAAUUACGGCGAUAGAAGGAGCUACAAACAUAUCGCGUAUCUUAGUGGUGUGUUAAGCUGGGGCAACGAUAUACUGCAUGAAACUGAUUUACAUGAUUUUGAUUUUGAAGAAUGCGAUUCAGAUCCACAAUUUCUUGCGUAUACAAACGUUGCCAAAAAACUUCAAUGGAUCAAAGAUAAAACAGGGAUCACACCUCGCACAUGA
Paramuricea clavata is the source of this 4648-nucleotide messenger RNA. NCBI's taxonomy places the organism in Eukaryota, Metazoa, Cnidaria, Anthozoa, Malacalcyonacea, Plexauridae. The record is from the annotation of a GenBank genome assembly.